Messenger RNA from Nicotiana tabacum (common tobacco), 2286 nucleotides. The record is from RefSeq and is a predicted model, not a curated record. Lineage: Eukaryota; Viridiplantae; Streptophyta; Magnoliopsida; Solanales; Solanaceae.
UCCGCCAAUACCUUUUAGGCCCAAAAUCUUUAGACCAAGACCUUGUUUUCUCACUCUCUCUCUAUAGUCUCCAAGCGACUGCCUCUCUCUCUCACCAAAUUGGACUGUGAAUCGACCUCUGCAGACAAAUGCCUUCUCAAGGAGAUACGACAAUGUCUUUUUACUAAUGCCACUGUUUGUGUUUUUCAACAGAGUUUGUUACCGGUGUUCUUCAGUCCUAGUGUGGAUUUUUGGCUAGAAAUUUCACGGUGUUCUUCUUCAGUUUAUUUGCAAUUUGUCUUUCAUCUUCUCCAAUUCCGAUUUUGUGUAACCAGACCAAGCGUUGGCAAAACUUGCAAAAGUCAAUUCAGGGGAAUGCACAACCAGCUCCGUCAGUUCAUGCAACAACAAAGCCGCCUUCGUCUGUUCCUUCAUAGUUCGGUUCGUCAGUUCAGGCCACAUCACAAUGGGCUCCGGUGGUUCAAGUCGCAUCACAGCCGACUUCGUCCUUUCAGCCCGCAUCACAGCCGACUUCGUCCUUUCAGACCGCAUCACAAUCUACUUCAUCCUUUCAGGCCGUAUCACAGCCGACUUCAUCAGUUCAGGUCGCAUCACACCCUGCACCAUCCAGAAAGUGUAUUCAACGUGAGUCGAUGCAACAUUGGACUGUAGAUGCUAUAGGUACACUUUCUCCUCCUCCUCCUCCUCCUCCUCCACCACUGCUAAAAGUUCCCAAAUUGCUGCUGGUUUAUUUUUUAAUCUUCUGCUAAAAGUCCCCAAAAUGCUGCUGGUUUUUUUUUAUUUUUUAAUCUAACAAAUAUAAGAUAAGAUAAAAAAAUCUAUUCCUGUUUCCAAUUAUGCUAUCAAUCAGCUUUUUGUUGAAUGCUCAAAACAAGAAAUUUGAAGCUAAAUAGAUAGAUAUGCAUAGUAAACAGAAAGGUAAUAUUUUUAUUUUUCUAAAUGGUCCAUAACAUGAGACAAUGAAUAUAAUAUAAGACAAGAAAAGUAGUAGUUACUGAAGAAGUUGGUAUAGUCUUGGAAAUUUCUGUGGUCCGACUUAUCUAUGCCUUUGCUUACAGUGUGAUUUACUUGAAGCUAGAAGGCGUGUACACAUACUCUCUUACUACCAAAUCAGAGUAAACAUGUCCUAUUUUUCUUCCCUCUUAAGAUAUUAUUACAUCGUACCACUAAUGAAAAUUGGAAACAUGCAAUAUAAGUAAUUUUUGCAGUGUCAAUUACCUGCUCAUGGACUAGUGUUGUAAAAAGAGGUUAGGUUUGAUUUAUUAUCACCCUCUUGCCGUUGAUAUAUAUAUGAAACAGUUGCAAGAAUGGAGCACGUGAAAUGUGUGAGUACAAAACUACUCCUCAAGUAUCUUCACCCAGUGUAGUACUGUAUGAUCCUGGCAACACACAAUUACACCAUGUGCUAUUGGAUUUUGAGCUUGAAAAGAAAAAGGGCAAAAAGAUGCUUGAUCAUGUCAGUUCCUUUUAUUUAUAUAUUGCUGAGACUGGACGAAGGCCUGGACGCAUACAACUUUAUCUUGAUACUCAUAAGAAACAAGAUGGAACAUAUGUGAAUGAGGCGGCAAAGGAGAUAUGUGAAAAAAUUGAGCUUGCUUUGAGCCAAAGCAUGGUGGAUGAGUCUGAAGUUUUGCCGAAUGAUGCUGUUGGUAAAGUGCUAGGAAAAGAGCACUCUGGAAGGGUAAGGUGCUUAGGAUUAGGAGCUGUCCCCAGCAAAGUUUUUAAACAUACAAGACCUCGUUUUUGUGGUAUGAAUGCUUCAAGUAGUGAUGCUUCAUGUUUGAACCAUUGCCAAGAGAACUACAAUAAAUUGUUGAAUGCUCACAACCAAAGCCAAGAGAACUACAAUAAAUUGUUGAAUGCUCACACCCAAAGCCAAGAGAACUACAAAGAAAUAGUGAAUUCUAACAAACAAAUGAUGAAUGCUUUCAAGGCAUAUAUGAUAAUGAAAGAAAGGACAAUACCAGAGCAAUUUGCGGGGUUCUUUACUUCUCCUCCUACAACGCCUAGAGAUGCAGCUAGUGGAUCCCUAUCACCCAUGGGCGCAAGAAGAUCAUCUGAUGGCAGUAAUCCAAGUGACAACAAUUGAAGUUCUUUAUAAUUGAAUUAGAUAAUUAAUUAGGACAAUGUAAUUAUGUGAUUGGAGCGAAUGUUAGAAUAGUUAGGGUGAAUGUUUUAUGUUAAAAUUUAGUUUGACGCUACUGCAUGCAGCUAGAAACAUUGCUAAAUCUGCUUUGAGUAUUUUUGUAGCCCCAUCAUUUAUAUAUGAAAGUAAUACUUUUGUGA